AUGAGUCAAGACGAUUCCUAUACUGUUUACUCUGUUCUCAUUGUCGCCACAGUUUUUCAUUUUGUGGGGCUCACUGCAAAUCUGUUUAUUGCAGUUUUCAGUUGUAAGAACUGGAUGGAAAAUCAAAGAAUUGUUUCUUCCGACAAGAUCCUCUUCAGCUUGGGCAUUGCCCGGUUUCUUAUGAUGGGACUGUUUCUCUUGAACGUUUUCUGCCUCUUCAUCUCCCCUGCUCUUCUCAGGUCAGUCCACGUAUCUAUUUUCUUCCUGGUGUGCUGGAUGUUUCUGGACUCCUGUAGUCUGUGGUUUGUGACCUUGCUGAACACCUUGUACUGUGUGAAGAUUUCUAACUUCCAACACUCAGUGUUUCUCCUGCUGAAGCAAAAUCUCUCCCCAAAGAUCCCUGGGCUGUUGGUGGCCUGUGUGCUGAUUUCUGCCUUUACCUCCCUCCUAUAUGUUGUGUUCAGACAGACUUCACCCACCCCAGGACUCGUGGUUGGAAAGAAUGACACAGAGUUAGACCUGAAAGAGGACGUUCUGUUUUUGCUGACCUCUUUUAUCCUGAGCUCAUCUCUGCAGUUCGUCGUGAAUGUGACGUCGGCUUCCUUGCUAAUCCAUUCCUUGAGGAGACACAUACAGAAGAUGCGGAGAAAUGCCUCUGGCUUUUGGAAUCCCCAGACGGAAGCUCAUGUGGGCGCCAUGAAGCUGAUGAUCUGUUUCCUGGUCCUCUAUAUUCCCUACUCUGCUGCCACCCUGUUCCUCUACUUACCUUUUCCUGUUCAGAUGCCUAUGGUAUCCAAAUUAAUUUGUAUGAUUAUUUCUACACUUUACCAUCCAGGACAUUCUGUUCUCAUUAUUCUCAUGCACCCAAAACUGAAGACCAAGGCAAAGCAGAUUCUUUGUUUCAAAAAGUAG
Messenger RNA from Sorex araneus (European shrew), 912 nucleotides. Its product is annotated as taste receptor type 2 member 4-like. NCBI's taxonomy places the organism in Eukaryota, Metazoa, Chordata, Mammalia, Eulipotyphla, Soricidae. The transcript has a single exon. The coding region runs from base 1 to 912 and encodes 303 amino acids. The record is from RefSeq and is a predicted model, not a curated record. Gene Ontology annotation, biological process: G protein-coupled receptor signaling pathway; detection of chemical stimulus involved in sensory perception of bitter taste; sensory perception of taste. Gene Ontology annotation, molecular function: bitter taste receptor activity; G protein-coupled receptor activity. Gene Ontology annotation, cellular component: membrane.